UAACUUUCCCGCAAUCUUCUUCGAUAAUCACUUUCAUGUAUAUCCCUUGUUCUAACAAUGUUGCAUGGCCACGAUAAUUGCUUGAAGUUCACUUUCCAUUACGUUUUUGAACUUUCCUGCCGAUUCCUUGUCCUGCUCCUUUAUAUGUCCCAUACUUUUCCUCGUAAGACCCAUCCAGCUUGGCUUGGUAUAGCCGCAUUAAUACAAGAACCAUCAGACAGUUCUUGUUUCAGACUCUUCAUCAACUCAAAGGAAGGAGAACGUUUAGAAACCUCGACUUCCAAAGCUGUUUUAAGUCGAGUAAUUCUGUCACGUGAGUUUAAGUCAGAACGCUUUUUCCAGUUCAUUAUCUUGUGACUGACACCUUUUAAUACGAUCCAGUGUUCUGUUUUGAUCACCUUCCAUUUGUUUUGGUUUAGCUAUAAUAUUUUCUUAAUCAGAGCAGAAUUUUUUGGUUAGUGUUUCUAUUCAUUAAUACAUUAUAGUACCCUUUAUAGUUAUUAUUUUCAUUAAUAUGGUCAGUCAAAGGCGAUUGAAAUUGAAAUCAACAAAAUCCGCCUUUCCUUUACUAGCGUUGUUUUGUUGACUUAACUUCGAUAGAUGAAGUGUGCACAAAAAAAAAACGUGCACAAUUCGAUAGAUGAUGUUACUUCACAAACUCAUAAAUCAUAACUUCAGUAACUAAUGUUAGAUCCUGUAAAAUUAAUGAAACCAUGAUGUUACUUCACAAACUCAUAGCAAUAGAUGUAUAAACCAUAACAAACACUAGUGAUCGACCUUUUGAUCUUGAGCAGAUCAAGAAACAAAGUUAUGAACAAGUCAUGACCUAAAUAAAAAACUAUGCAAACACACAGCUUGAGAUUUCAAAUUUUACACAAAAUCCCUUAAACUGAUUCAAACCGGUACAUCGGUUUGCCAAACCCGUCUUUAAAUUGGUUUGGUUUUCUAUUUAAUUUUGGUCAACGUAACGUGGCUUAAGACUUUGAGCUGUUAUAAAGUUGUUUUCAGUUAGGAAUAUGAUUGGUGCCUACUCAUAGUGGGACCCUCGUAUGUAAUAAAACAGAGUUCUUUCUGUCUUUCCCCUCUUCAAUGGCGAUUUCCACGUUUAGCUCUCUGCUUCGAUACAGGAAAUGGGCUAAGAGCAAUUGGCUUGUGGCUUCCCUCGGACUCCUCUUGAUUGUGUUCUCCCUCUCUUUCUUCUUAGACCUCACGUCAGACUCUGUCCCUUUCGUUGACCAUAAUCCUCCCAUCGCAUCCCCAUCUGAUCUGGUCAAACUCAAGCUGUCUAGUAAAGCUAAAGAGAGAGGAGCAUUUUGCUUGGAUGGAAGCUUGCCUGGUUACCACUUUAGUAAGGGUUCGGGAUCUGGCACCAAAAGCUGGCUUAUUCAUCUUGAGGGUGGAAGCUGGUGCAAUACAAUAGCGUCAUGUUCUGCUCGAGCAAUGACUAGGUUAGGCUCUUCCAAAUACUUUGAACAUGAAGUGUCUUUUCAAGGUGUUUUAAGCAGUGACCCAUCUCAAAACCCUGAUUUCUUUAACUGGAACAGAGUUAAGGUACGGUACUGUGAUGGUGCUUCUUUUGCUGGACGUCCUGAAGCUGAAUUCAAGAACGAAACACGUCUUUUCUUCCGGGGCCAGCUUAUUUGGGAGGCGAUUAUUGAUGAACUGUUGUCAAUGGGCAUGUCUAAUGCGAAACAGGGCAUACUAACAGGAUGUUCUGCUGGUGGCUUGGCAUCUCUUAUACAUUGUGACUACUUUAGAGAUCAUCUGCCAAAAGAUGCAUUUGUCAAGUGUGUUUCUGACGGAGGCUUCUUUCUUAACGUGCCUGAUGUCCUUGGAAACCCUACCAUGAGAUCUUUCUAUCGUGAUGUUGUUAAACUACAGGGCCUAGAUAAGAGCUUGGAUCAGAAAUGUGUAGCCAGAACGGAGCCAUCCAAGUGUAUGUUUCCUCAAGAAUUCGUUAACAACAUAAGAACACCACUCUUUCUUCUCAACGCAGCUUAUGAUUAUUGGCAGAUUCAACAUGUCUUGGUACCAGCUUCUGCUGAUCUAGAUAAAAGUUGGGCAAAGUGUAGACUCAAUAUUAAAGAAUGUGAUGAUGAACAGAUGAAAGUUCUACAUGGUUUUCGCAGCUCUCUAAUGGAUGCCAUUGGGAAGUUUCACCAGAACAAAGCUGGUGGGAUGUUCAUAGAUUCUUGCUACUCUCAUUCCCAGAUGCUUAAGCCAGUGAUGUGGCACUCCCCAACCUCAACAAGAAUUAAAAAUAAGAGAAUUGCGGAGUCUGUAGGUGACUGGUACUUCAACCGCAAACCGGUGAAGCUAAUUGACCGUCCUUACCCGUGCAACCCUUAUUGUUACAACAUGAAUUUCACCUGAACUUGCCUUAUAGCUGCAUUGACCAUCCCCUCUGCUUCUGGUAUUUAUUCAUCCGAGGAGCAGCCAUUUCAUUGAAUUCUUGAUCCGGUUGAGUCCUAGAGAAAGCUUUGUAUUCUAAUGAAGUUGAUUAGUGAGAGACAUUAUUACAAUGUACAAUCCAUAUUGGCAUGUUUUCCACGUUGGAAUCUCCUGAGAUUGCAUAUUUAUAUAUUAUUGUGGUCGUUAUGUAUUGUAACGAGGUUGGUUGCUGUGUAAAGAAGUUCCUCCAGUGUUAUGGGAGCAGCAUAUCUUAAUUCUUAAACGUAGAUAUUUGAGUUUU
Messenger RNA from Brassica rapa (field mustard), 2692 nucleotides. Its product is annotated as pectin acetylesterase 5. Lineage: Eukaryota; Viridiplantae; Streptophyta; Magnoliopsida; Brassicales; Brassicaceae. The record is from RefSeq and is a predicted model, not a curated record. Gene Ontology annotation, molecular function: hydrolase activity.